Molecule: messenger RNA, 9300 nt
Organism: Porites evermanni
Lineage: Eukaryota; Metazoa; Cnidaria; Anthozoa; Scleractinia; Poritidae
Source: the annotation of a GenBank genome assembly
GAGGAGAAGAAGAAACUAUGUGCAGCUAUAAGCUUUCACAUUCCCGUGUUUCCAUGUCAAACGAAUAGCCCUGAUAGAUGCGUGUCUUAUGGCUGCUGCUUUGAUUACGAUCUUGGUUAUUGCUUUAACGCCCCAGGUAUUUCUUUACACUCAGUUAUUUGUUAUAUACGAUAACAAUGGUCGAGUAGUGGUUACACGUUCGGUGGUAUUGUGUAUAAUUACCGGAUGAGGUUGAGUAGGAUGUGAAGAAUUAUGCAGAUCGAGGGGGAUGUUAUCCACCGAGGCUGAAGGCCGAAGUGGAUAAUAUCCUCUGAGAUCUGCACAAUUCAAUACAUCGUAUCACAGCCUAAUUCAAUAAUUGUUUUAUUAUUCAUUCAAAAUAUUCUUAAGUUCUUAAGUUCAUGAUUACCUCUUCGUAAACUUUCUUCAAAACCUUGACUUAUUUCUUGCACGGUUAAAGCAUAUAAACAGAUGAUUUAUCUUGCAGAUACUCCUCAAAAAGUAGAUAACAUCCAUCGAGCAACAUGCUUUGCAUAUCUUUCAUUUCUUCCAUUCAGUUUAAGUCAGAAAUUUAGCUAUUUCGUGUUCUAACAUCAGUUUACGCUAUUUUUUUAAUUACUAUUGCUAGAGCAGCCUCGUUUCCAAUCCAAUAUAUAUCAUCUAAUCGAUGGCCCGCAUCGCCUUGCUUCCACUAUCAACUGAAAAAGAGACUGAAUGGCUCAAAAUGACAGCCGGACAACGGACAAAUCGUGUUAUGUUCAACAUUUUUAAGGUCAGAGGAGAGAACUGACCGAGCUAUAGUUUCUUUGGCCGGUCAACAUGCAACAGUCCCAAAUUUAUGAACUCAGCGUCAGAUUCUAUUUGCCGCCCACCCCGACUGAAGGGUUGAUUUUUUUUUUUGGAUAAUCCAGUCAAUGUCGAUCCAUGAUUUUUGCAGAUUCAAAAGAAAGCGUCUGAAUGGGGUAUAGUGUUUAGUGUUAUUUGCUCAUAAUUUUAGUGUUUACUGUUAAUUUGGCCAAAGUUUUUAAUGUUCACUGUUUCUGGAGAAAAUACUGUCAAGUGUUUGGAGGGUUUUCGUGAAAAACAAAAACCCAUAGUCUUUUGGCAUUGUCAACUCUUGUCUGCUCUUGAAAACUUUUUCGGACAACGACCGAAAACUCCUUGAUAUACCAAAAAAAAUAAUAUUGGCUUUUUUGGAACCACCAUUCUGGAAAAAAAUUUUACUGCUACGGUGAAUGUUUUACUAUUAGGGUUAAAAUGCCAAAAACUUAACUGUUUUAUGUUGCUUUUUCUACGAAAAAUAGCCCAACGUUGGGAGUGAAAUGUGAAAACAUAAACUUCAGAAAAUCUUACGAAAUUUAUCAGACAAGCUUCGAAAAUUGUACAUGAAUGGAACGGGCAUCAUUUUUAGCCGUCCUUAACCAAUAGAAAUUUGUAGGCCAUUUUCGCUUUUCCGAACAGAUAUUUUACAGAAAACAGUUGUUGGAUGAACCCUACCAAGCCACCUCAUUAACAUCAUCAUCAUCAUCAUCAUCAUCAUCAUCAUCAUCAUCAGCUUGGCUUUUUGUAAAAGUCCCUGAAAAACGACGGCACAAUUUCCUUAGCUUUGAGACCCUGAGUACUGUCUGUUGCGGCCUCAAAUUUGGAAAUUAUUUUGACCUUACAAUUGACCCAGGUGCCUAGAUAUCGGAUGAAGAAUUAUUUAAAAUUAUACUUGUUGUCACAACUUUAUUGCUACAAAAUUUAAUUUAUUUUAUCUUACUUUGACUUCAUGUAGAUAACGUGUGUGACGUAAACAAGUACGACAGCAACAGAAGGAACUGUGGAUGGAAAGGAAUCACCAAGACGGAAUGUGAAAACAGAGGAUGCUGCUUUGAUGAUGCGAUUUACAGGAAUCACAUACCGACUUACGACUGUCAUUAUCGGCUGUAAGUUUAUUCUUUUGUUUAUUUUGUGAAUAUAUAAGCUCACCGAUAAACCUCAUAAGGGGAUGAGGAAGUUUCUUACAGACAUUUGCCAACAAACAGCUACUUAAAAUGCAAGAAAGUUUAGAAAAGGUAACGUAUCUGAUUUCGAUUUUGCCAGCGUGACAGGUUUUCGGGGAAUUUUGCUGUGAUGCAAAUAAAACUCGCAAAAAAGGUAUUUUAUGUGAUCUCUUAUGAAAAUGAGAGUUUUUGGAAUUGGCAAACGGGUUGUUAGAUCUUAUUUAGAGAAGAAUGGUUAUGAAACCCAGCCCGUCAGACACCUUUGUUACAUGUUCUUUUUGUGGACUUGACGGUGGUCAAAGCUCAAUGGCAUUCCUAUCAUUUUUAUCUUUCUGUUAGCUAAUAGUUAUUAUUAAAAACUGAGUCAUUGAAAAAUGCAAUUCUAGAGUUCUGAUUGGCUUAGCCAUCAUGGUAUAUGAGCCAUUAUACCAUGUUCUCGAGAUAUGAUAACUGUACGCGUCUGCUCAAAAUUAAAAACAAGCCUGAAAUCGGUUGUUUUUACUAAUAAAGUCAGGAAGAAUUCUUCAUAUUUUGUGGGCCCUUCUAAUAACACAAUUAUUCCACUCGACCUUGUUGGAUAUGAGAUAAUUAUAGCCAACGAGGCGCGUAGCUAUCCAACGCGAACUCGUGGAAUAAUUAGCAAUUAAUUAAUGAGGCUGAGUAGGAUAUGAAGAAUUAAAGGGACUGUGACACGCUUCUGCGCAUGUGCGACAACUUGAUUUCUUUCCGGCGGACAGUUUUUCAAGAUUGGCGUUUUGGUGAAGAAAUCCUCUUCCAUCGACCCUGAGACGCUCGAGAAAGCCAUAAUAUCAGUAUUCAAGAGCUAUUUGGUCCAUUUGGGAAGUUUUAAACGCUAUAUUUUGUAUUUUUGUGCAAGUAUUGUCGAGAAAAUUCAAAGUCAUUGAGGAUAACCGUACGAAGCCAUGUUCGUUGUUGUCAGUGUUCAUACAAACAGAUCAAAUGUGGCCUUUAAUGUGGUCAUCUGGCUUUCAUUUCUGUCUAUUAAUGUUCUCCAGUCAACGAUCUNCAAUGGCAUUCCUAUCAUUUUUAUCUUUCUGUUAGCUAAUAGUUAUUAUUAAAAACUGAGUCAUUGAAAAAUGCAAUUCUAGAGUUCUGAUUGGCUUAGCCAUCAUGGUAUAUGAGCCAUUAUACCAUGUUCUCGAGAUAUGAUAACUGUACGCGUCUGCUCAAAAUUAAAAACAAGCCUGAAAUCGGUUGUUUUUACUAAUAAAGUCAGGAAGAAUUCUUCAUAUUUUGUGGGCCCUUCUAAUAACACAAUUAUUCCACUCGACCUUGUUGGAUAUGAGAUAAUUAUAGCCAACGAGGCGCGUAGCUAUCCAACGCGAACUCGUGGAAUAAUUAGCAAUUAAUUAAUGAGGCUGAGUAGGAUAUGAAGAAUUAAAGGGACUGUGACACGCUUCUGCGCAUGUGCGACAACUUGAUUUCUUUCCGGCGGACAGUUUUUCAAGAUUGGCGUUUUGGUGAAGAAAUCCUCUUCCAUCGACCCUGAGACGCUCGAGAAAGCCAUAAUAUCAGUAUUCAAGAGCUAUUUGGUCCAUUUGGGAAGUUUUAAACGCUAUAUUUUGUAUUUUUGUGCAAGUAUUGUCGAGAAAAUUCAAAGUCAUUGAGGAUAACCGUACGAAGCCAUGUUCGUUGUUGUCAGUGUUCAUACAAACAGAUCAAAUGUGGCCUUUAAUGUGGUCAUCUGGCUUUCAUUUCUGUCUAUUAAUGUUCUCCAGUCAACGAUCUACCUUUGACGGAUAUUCUUUAAACGAUAAAUUUGUAAAGAGAGUUAAAAACGGUUUCCUCGAUACAGCCGUGGACCGCUAAUAGGACGCAGCUGCGAGUGAAGCUGAUCUGCGACAUGACUGCAACAAUUUAAUUUAUCGAGUGCCUGGAAACAGAAGGAGAAAACCCAGCAAUCUUUUGUUGUGCAGGAAGUCGUGUGAGGUUUGAGGAAACAAUCCAUAGAACAUGAAACGUUUUAACAGGCAUUUGAUUUAUGACUCCGAUCCGUAGAACGUAUAGCAGAAAGUACUAACAACAGGCCGCGCGAUCUUUACUGAUGUAGUUUACUCGGAAUGUUCCUUGUAUCUCUUCUGUAUGAACGUAGAUGUUUAAGAAUUGAUCUUUUAAAAAUAAAUUGUUGCCUGAAUGUUCCGUUUAACAUCUGGUUUCUUUAUGUGUUGAAUCGAUAAUGUUUGUUUUGCGGAACACCCGACGCAACGACUCGGAAGGAAUUUUUUUAUGCCAUAGUGAUGGGCUCCUGUUUAUGCCUUUUCUUGCGUUGUUCUUUUAGAAUAAUCUUUAUACUUAUACGUUAUGUGGCUACUAUUACAAUGAAAGCGUUUUACGAUGAAGCGCUAAGAAUUGCUUUCAAACACUGCUACGAUUUUCAGCUGGUAUCAAUCGACUGAGCUUCAGUUGGCACAGUGUUCAUCGCGCUAGCAUAUUUUAUUUUAGCGCGCAUUUAGCUGGCAUUUUAAGCAAAUCGUUUGCCUCAUCCUAUACUGUGUGUUUUGAUCACCGGUCAGGAGCUAUUUGCAGGUAUUUCUAAGUUUAAAUAGGGUAAACAGAGAGAUCAGUAAGGUUUGUUUACAAAUUAUUUUUGUUUGCGGAUCGGAGACUGGUUCUCUAGCGUGGGUACGUAAAAAUACACUUAUAGGUAAAUGUUUGUUUCAAAGUAGGACAGGGUUGUUAAUCUUAUUAUUAUCAGCUGCAACAUUUAUCUGAGGAAUACCAGAGAAUAAAUAUGAAUUAUGGGGAUAUAUAAAAUCGAAUAAAAGCGUCCGGAAGACUCCCGCUUCGCGAACAAUGAAUCUUGAAUUAUGUAAAUUUCCUCGCGUGCAUCUUACUCGCUUCCGAUUGGUUCAAAGACAUCCAGCUACUGUCACAGCUCACACAUGCGCACUAUCGUGACACAGUCCCUUUAACCAGAUCGAGGAGGGUGUUAUUCACCGAAGCCGAAGACCGAGGUUUAUAACACCCUCCGAGAUCUGCUCAAUUCUUCAUAUCCUACGAAAGCCGAAUUCACUAAUUGCUUUAUUAUUCAUUCAAAAUAAUUGUUAGUUUAAAAACAUUACUAAAACAUGCUUACCUGCAUAAAUGUUUAGUUCAUCUUCGAUAGUGUACCUUUAGGUUUGUCCAGCUCCGCAAAUAUUCUGCAAAUAGCAGAUGUCGCCCUCCGAGUUGUCUUCUUGCUGUUUUUGCUAUUAUUACGCCUAGUUACAGCUGUAGUUUUUACUCUUGAAAUGAGUGAAGUGUCCGCCAUUUUUAUCUUCACAACCAAAACAACUAAACCUCGUUCCCACGAUGCCUUAACCUGUAAGAACGCUGCAUUUUUUACGUCAUUUCUUCGUUAAAGUCAAACUUCUUCCAACUUUGGUCAUCAGUAACUGGUUAUGGUGAAUUAUGCGUGUGCUUUUAGCCAAUCAGAAUUGGGGAAAUAUUUGAAAUGAAUAAUAAUUAUUAAUUAACGUCGCAUUGAAUCGUUCCUUAACAAUUUGUGAACAACCAAGCAAAGGAUUGUACACCAUCAAGGAGCUCCCAAUAUCUUUGAUGUUUGCUUCCUUUGAUUAAUUUCAUUACCUGUCUCCGCUACUAACUGUGAUUUAAAGUUUAAUUGAAUUUAGAAAUAUGGAUUAUAAUUUGGUAUUAACAAGGAAAGGAAAAAGUAAGCUUGUCUUAGUAUUUAAAAAACGAGGAUUGUUAGUUAGUUAGUUAGUUAGUUUGUUUGUUUGUUUGUUUGUUUUUUUUUGUGGUAACACGACACAAGUCGUGUGUGAAAUGAAACUGUCUUGUUGAUAAAAGAAGACGAGUUUUCAAGGUCGACGAAGGAGUUAGAUUAUAACAAAGUGGAGUUGGAUGUGAGAGAUGGUUUAUUGCGUUACUAUUAAAUACUUAAACGCGUGAUACGUUAUGAUUGUUAGGGACAUGCCGAAAUGCAUAGUUUCUGAAAGAGAAAAUUGUGGAUAUGGAGGAAUAACCGAUCGAGAAUGUGUGAAGGAAUUGGGCUGUUGCUGGGAUUCCUCAGUUCGCGAUGUUCCCUGGUGCUUCCACGGAAGGUAAGCUCGCUACAUUUACGGUAUAGGGGUUGCUUAGAGUUUUACUUAACAACGAGUAACUUUGUUAAUAUACCAAUUGUGAAAAUUAAUUCAUACUUGUCUACGACUGAGGCUUGCGGCUAUAAAACAAAAAAAAUGUAUAAUUAUCCAUUGAUAAGCCUCAAAAUGAUUUCUUUUGUUUUAUUCCUCUAAGCCUCAGAGCCAAGCAAGAAUUUUUAUAAAUCGAAAUUGGUCUACUGUCUCAACAUUUUUACUGCAGUUGCCCUGCGAGUAGAGCCUAAUUUUGUCGUCUUCUUGAUCGAGAAGGAGAGAAGGAGGUUGUGUCUGAAUCGAUUCAUGCCUUGGAAGUGCGAGCAUUCGUUUACUGAAAAACCGACGGUCAUAACAGAGCCCGCUGUACCUGCACUGUACUGCAGCACUAUUAAUCCUGUUUUCGAAACUGUAUUCCAGCAACAUGCAACGCAUACUCAACAAAGACCUCAAUCGAUUCAUGCAGUCUUUGUCGAGAACGCCAAAACAAGCAAGCAAAAGAAAGGCUCUGCUUACAGAUUGCAUUACAGUGAGUGCUUCACUUUCACCUAACAAAACCGAUUUCAUUUUUCUUUUUUUCCUUAUCCUAUCCUAAAAUGUCUUAGUUACCGUAAAAUUCCGAAAAUAAGCCCCUCCAUGUAUAAGCCCCUCCAAAUAUAAGCCCCCCAAACUCGUAACGCAAAAAACCCUCCGUUAAAUCGCACCUCCAAAUAUAAGCCCCCGGGGAGCUUAUACUUGGAAAUUGCCCUUAAAUAAAAAGAAAAAUAAAGAAAAAACGGUAAAUUUCCUUCCAACUGUAAGGCUAGCCCAAUCGAUUUUGAAACGCAAAUUUCCCUCCUUAGAUAAGCCCCUCCGAAUAUAAGCCCCUCCAAUAAUAAGCCCCUCAAAAAAGGCCUUUGAAAAAUAUAAGCCCCGGGGCUUAUUUUCGGAAUUUUACGGUAUUCGGUCAUUUACUUUAUUUUUAUCGAUAAAUUGAGAUAGAUCAUUAUUAGUAUGUGUAAUCAAAUGGUGACGAGUGAAAUUAGCGAAUAAUUUCACGAGUAUACCAUUUGAUUACCUAUUAAUAACAUAGGUGACGAAAUACGUUAGCAAUCUUGGAUUUUUGACAUGUUUAUCCUGGAUCGUAUCGAUCGAGAACUCCACUCUCUCGAACGUUAAGAGCUUAAAUUUGGCUUAAGUUUAGAAUUUUUCGACAAAAUACCUGUUAGAAUCCUUCUUGAUGUGCUCUAUCGCGUGUUCAGGUUUUGUAAAGCGUAUUUUUAUGCCCUGGCAUCUUCAUUCAUGACAUUUUAAAACUUCGUCGCCAUCUUGACACUGAGACGUACGGAAGGUUGCCAUGGCAAUUUUGUAAUUUCACUGUGAAAUUACAAAUUAUCGCUGAAAUUUCGCGCCAAAAUUAAGAAGUAAUUCGUCACCUAUGAUAUUAUGAUGGAAAAUACCCACCUUUUACUUCUUUCAAGUCAAUUAAAAAAAAGGGAAAAAACAAACACAUAUUCUUUGAGGUGAGAGUAUUAGAUGAUUAUAAUAACUCUAAAUGUUCUAAAGCGUUAUACGCUAGAUACUUCAAGUAUGAAUUUGAUAAACGCUUUCUUUAUUAGGGACAAAAUCGGUCGAUGCACAGUGUCUGAACGAACAAAUUGUGGAUUUAAAGAAAUUACCGAAAAACAGUGUGUAAAGGAUAGAGGCUGUUGCUGGGACUCCUCAAAACGCGGUGUUGCCUGGUGUUUUUAUGGAAAGUAAGUUUACAACUCCUCGGUAUUGUUUAUCUGGCUGUUUACUUCUUUGAAAGCGACAUUGAGAACUCAAGGUUGUGCAAUUCUGUAAAUUAAAUCUUGGUAUUUCCUUCCCAAACCUUCAAACUGAAUUUUGUUGCCAUAAUAUCAUCAACAUUUUACCUAUGUUUUACUGUUACUUGUGACCUUAACUUUUUAUUGAUCGUGACGUUCUGAGCACUUAAACUACUAAGACGUCAACUGUGCUGUUAUGUGGAAAUUCUAGCCAUUUUUUUAAUGUUAAUGUGUUUUUGUUUGCAAAUUUUAAACUGUUCUCAUGAAAGUUUAUAGGUUUCUCGAUUAAAGUUAUGUUUGUAUAUUUUCUUAAUUCAAAGUUUCGUUUCUGAGUGACUCAUCAGUCUUUGUAUUAUGAUAAUCGUCGCUUUUUAUCUUUUUACAGGGAUCAAAUCUGACAUUCAGACGCAACUUCGUUGCCGUGCAAUUCUUCAUCGAAUCUCUUGCGAAGUUAUAAACUUUUUUUAGAACUGUGGUGCAUGAAUGUAUGAAAUCAUUUUAGUGGGUUAAUACACGAUAAUUGGUAAUCAUGCAAUAAAACUAAAAGUGUGCAAAUUGUCUUUGUGUCUCUUUUCUUUAGAUGGGUUCUCAGCAUACUCGACUGAUAGUCACUGUUUUAUGGGUAGAUGAUGUCAUCACUGCAUGAUACUUAAGCGAUAGGUCACCCUGACUUCCUGCAGUUGUUAACCGACGUUAUUUCCAAAAUUUAUUUAUUCAUUAUAGUUAUUAUUAUUAUUAUUAUCAUUAUUAUUAUUAUUAUUAUUAUUAUUAUUAUUAUUAUUAUUAUUAUUAUUUAUUUUUUAAUGUAAAUUGCAACUUUACUCACCAAGCAUUAAGGACUCGUUUCAAUGUGUCCGUGCGUUCUAGAUUUACUUUCUAUUUGGAUUUUGGGAAUGUUUUUUUUUUCAAGGGGAAAAGAAUUACCGGAGCACCAGGAGAAAACAUCUCGGAGAAUGGCAGAGAAAACUUGAAUCACAUAUCGCGUCCACUCCGGGACCUCGAACACUUUAAAAGAGGCAAGUGCUCUAACCACUGGGCUCACCCCAGGGGUGAGGGGUAACUCCAAGAAGUUUCUGAUAGUUGUGCGCCAAAGUCUUAAAUCUUAACUAAUUUUGGAAAGGCAAUAAACUUACAUUAAUUGUCUCACCGCAUCUAAUUUUGUCAUUAGGUCAUUAGUGUGUCGCAUGACUGUAUCGUAGGCUAAGGUGCGUCCAGCGGUUUUAGUGAAAACAAGGGUUUGUGGAGGUUGCUCGGUCUCACAAAACCUCCAGUUAGGUCGAUCUUAUUUUGUAUUUGCCAACUUAUUGAGAUGACGUGAUUUUUUUGAAGUUCUCUGCUGAUCUGAGUUAUAGGAUUCAAGUAAUUUCAGGCUCAGAAAACGUUACCUUAAAAACGAUGCCACGAGAGCUACGCUGUUGGCCUUGCCAUGCUUGA